Zasmidium cellare ATCC 36951 is the source of this 1434-nucleotide messenger RNA. RefSeq lists its product as uncharacterized. Gene Ontology annotation, biological process: transmembrane transport. Gene Ontology annotation, molecular function: transmembrane transporter activity. Bases 1 to 1434 code for a protein of 477 amino acids. Gene Ontology annotation, cellular component: membrane. The record is from RefSeq and is a predicted model, not a curated record. NCBI's taxonomy places the organism in Eukaryota, Fungi, Ascomycota, Dothideomycetes, Mycosphaerellales, Mycosphaerellaceae. The transcript has 6 exons.
AUGGCGCAAGACGGCAGCACGCGAUCAUCCUUGGACAAGACGGGCCCCAUCGAGCAUGUCGAGGCAGCGACCUUAGCAGACUCCAUCCUGGAGCGCUACGCCUUGCUUCGUGAGGAGUCCACGGAAGAGCUUGCGCAGCUGAACAACUCGGUGCUCAAGAAGCUCGACUGGAAGUUCCUACCAUGCAUCACCGCCAUGCUCUUGAUGAACUACCUCGAUCGCAUCAACGUCUCCAACGCCCGCCUCGCUGGCAUGCAAGAAGACUGCGGCAACAUGAGCGACAUCCCGGCCAACGUCAUCAUCGCCAAGGGCAAACCACGUAUCCUCCUCCCGAUAUGCAUGCUCGCGUGGUCGGCGGUGACGAUCUGCAUGGUGGCGAUGAAGAGCGCGUGGGCGUUUAUGCUGUGUAGGUUUCUGGUGGAGUUUACGGAGGGGCCGUUUUUGCCCGCGGUCAGUUUGAUGACGAGUAGUUGGUAUACGAAGCAGGAGAGUCCGUUGAGGAUGGCGAUCUGGCAUGCCGGCAAUAUCAUCUCAAACGUCUUCUCUGGGUUGCUCGCCGCGGGCAUUCUGACCAACAUGGACAACGUUGCCGGUUUGCAUUCGUGGCAGUGGUUUAUCUUGAUCGAAGGCAUCGUUAGCAUUAUGGUCGCUGGCAUCGGCUUUUGGCUCAUUCCAAACUGGCCCAGCAAUACAGCAACCUACUACUUCACCCCUGAGGAGAGUGAGAUGGCAGCGUAUCGUGCCGCUGUUUCUGCUGGCGGCCGGUCUGAAGAUGACGAGGGAGGGUACUGGGAUGGGGUCGCUCAGGCUUGCAAAGACCCCUUCACGUGGAUGUUCGCCGCGAUGCAUUUUUCCCUUAUCAUUGCGCAGUCUUUCAAGGACUUUUUGCCUUCGAUCGUGGACACCUUCGGCUUCUCUGAAGUAGGCACCUACCUCAUCCAAGCCCCGCCCUACGUCGUCGCCUACAUCGUCACCCUCUUGAUCUCCUGGUCGAGCGGGCGCAUGCUCGAACACAGCUUCCACAUCAUCGGCAGCAUCCUCCUGUGUCUCGUCGGCGCAAUCCUCAUGAUCUCGACGCUCAAUGUCGGCGCCCGCUACUUCGCUGUGUUCUUGCUCUGCUCCGGUCCCUUCGUUGGCUUGAACAUCCAGAUAUCUUGGGAGACUACCGUGGUCCCUCGACCGCGUACCAAACGAGCGGCGCUGAUCGCGAUUGCGAAUUGCGUCAGUUCGGUCAGUCAUUGGUUCACGCCGUACUUCUUCCUGAGGAGCCAGGAGCCAAGGUACCAGACUGGGGGUGGUGUUAUUAUUGCGGGUUGUGGGCUGGUGAUUGUUUCUUGCUUGGUGACGAGGUGGUGGGCUAUGAGGAAGAAUAAGGCGCUGGAGAGGCAGCAGGAGGCUUCGGGGGUCGUGAAUGAGUGGAGGUUUGCGACUUGA